Molecule: messenger RNA, 1495 nt
Organism: Rhipicephalus microplus (southern cattle tick)
Lineage: Eukaryota; Metazoa; Arthropoda; Arachnida; Ixodida; Ixodidae
Product: acetyl-CoA acetyltransferase A, mitochondrial-like
Biological process (GO): fatty acid beta-oxidation
Cellular component (GO): mitochondrion
Molecular function (GO): acetyl-CoA C-acetyltransferase activity
Source: RefSeq, a predicted model, not a curated record
UCCCUAUGAAAAUUGUACUCAUUACUGCCGUCUACUCUACAGCCCAUAGUCGCAACUCAACACUCCGGGCUACACGGUUCCGUCGUGUGAAACCAGCUGUGUGACAUGGAGAAGAAAGAUAUUUCACUUUCUCUGAACGAGGUUGUGAUCGUCUCUUUUGCCAGGACGCCCAUUGGAUCUUUUCGUGGUGCCUUGGCUGGAGUCCCGGCAACGAAGCUCGGUUCCAUAGCAAUCAAAGGGGCCGUUGAGAGAGCAGCGAUCCCGUUUGGAGAUGUGCAAGAAGUCAUUAUGGGCAAUGUGGUCUCUUCUGGUGCUGGCCAGGCUCCAGCAAGGCAGGCAGCUCUCGGAGCAGGUCUUCCACUAUCUACACCAUGUACAACAAUAAACAAAGUUUGCGCUUCAGGGAUGAAAGCAAUCAUAUUGGCAGCUCAGAGCCUCAUGUGUGGAUCUCAGUCUGUAAUGGUUGCCGGCGGAAUGGAAAGCAUGUCAAACAUACCGUACUACUUGGCUCGAGGAGAGACUCCGUACGGCGGAAUCCACUUGCAGGAUGGCAUCGUACAUGACGGCAUGACGGAUGCCUACCACAAUAUUCAUAUGGGUACUUGCGCUGAGCAAACUGCCAAGAAGUACGAAGUGUCACGAGAAGAGCAAGACAAUUUCGCAAUGGAAAGCUACAAGAGAAGCACAGCAGCUGCAAAGGAAGAGAUUCUCGCACAAGAAAUCAUACCGGUAACGAUACCGGCAAAGUCUGGAAAGCCCGACGUAGUAGUGACGGAGGACGAGGAAUACAAGCGUGCCGAUUUUGACAAGUUUUCCAGCUUGCCAACACCUUUCGUCAAUGAAGACGGCACUAUCACGGCUGCAAAUGCUAGCGGUCUUAACGACGGCGCCGCGGCUUGCGUUUUGAUGACCCGCCAGGCAGCCAUCGGCUCGGGGGUAAAGCCCCUCGCAAGGAUUGUUGGUUUCGGCGAUGCCGCUGUGGAGCCAGUGCACUUUUCAAUUGCUACUGCAUAUGCUAUGACAAAGGUUUUGAAGGAGGCUGGCUUGACAGCUGAAGAUGUGUCCAUGUUUGAAAUCAAUGAACCUUUUAGCUCCGCGGUGCUGUGCAACAUGGAGCACCUCAAUCUGGACCACUCGAAGGUCAACGUUCACGGAGGCUCAGUCAGCCUUGGACAUCCGAUUGGGGCGUCUGGUGCAAGGAUCACAGGACGCUUGGCCCUUCAUCUGAAGCAGGGACAGUAUGGCCUUGCUGCCGCCUGCAAUGGUGGUGGAGGUGGCUCCGCCAUACUUAUCGAGAAACUUUAACCCUUUAUAUGAUUGCACCCGCAGAGUAACACCCUAUGAUCAUUGACUUCCAGGAGCUUUCCGAUGCGUGCACUUCAUUUCUGUACUGACUAAGCCGUCAAGUAACAUUUCAGGCGAUUGGUAAUUGCCCAUCGAAAGUUGUCGCCAUUUUUUUUUGCAACAAAUAUACUGUAAGCUCAUUUGUUCCGUA